AUGUCGAAGUGGAUUAGCAAGCGAAAGGUGUCCAUCAUUAACCUGGCGAUGCCAUCGAAGCCGGUCGUAACGCAACCUACCAUCGGCGAGUUUGGGUUCGAGCAGCUGUUUCACUUCACGUUCAAGUGUUUUCGACUGUUUGCUCUAACACCGGGACAAAUGGUGAAGCAGAAGGAUCGGUACGUUGUGCGCAGUACUCGGUGGAUGAUUCUGAUCGUGUUGCUGCUGGUGCUGGCUGCCUGGAUUGCGCUGGUUGAAACGUUCUUCGUCGAAAGCAGAACGGCACUGAUCACGGGGAUCGCUAACCACAUCCAGUUUAUAAUGAACACGAUCGCACUGACGGCGGCGUGGGUUGUUCCACAGCUUAAACCGGAUGAGUUGAGCUCGAUUCUGGACGGAUUUUUAAUCAUCGAUCGUGAGCUAAGCAAUUACAACGUGCACGAUACGGCGGGAAGCAAACGAAUGCCAUUUCUUUUUCGUUUCGGAUCAGUUUUGCUGGCACUUUCAUCAUUCACAAUCUACGAUGGCUUUGUGUCGUUCGUAAAGCUUUCUACGAUCGAAGUUUGGUACUGGCUGUCACAUCAGAUACCGUUCGUAAUCUAUGCCAUGGCAUUCUUUCACGCGUAUGUGCUUAUCUCCUGGUUGCAUGCACGGUUCCGACGUCUCAACACUCUGGUGGAGCAGUACUAUCGACAGGGCCAAAUGUUUGCCUCGGAACGUCAAACCAUCAUCAGCUUUGCGACCCUGAUUAAGCUAGAUGAGGAAACGCCCGGGCACGAGGACAUACAUCCGGUGGGAAGGCGUGAAAUGUUCGACGACUUACAAAUUCUCGCAAUUGUAUCGCGUACAAUCGAUCUUGGACAGAAGAUUGAAGCUUACUUUGGACCUCUAUUUCUCACCGUCUACACAGCACUCUUCUCUGUGACCACCAUCCAAUCGUACUACUGUUAUCUGCAUCUUACUACUAAAGGCGCUGAAGGACUGUCCAUCGAGUCGCUGAUCCUUUCAGGAGGUAUCAUCCUGUUCAAUGGGAUCGCUAUUGUAGCCUUGCCGUAUAUUUGCGAACAGGUGGAAAGUGAGUCUAAGCUACUGAUGUCUUACCUUUCCAAAUUAUCCAUGAAACACGGCCAGGUCGCACAACAUUCCUCCAUCUGGUUCCCGAACCUCAUCUCAAGUGUCCGCUUUUCGGCACUCGGAUUCUUCACCAUAAACUACAACAUGUUAUCGGGGCUUGUUGCUGGCAUGGUGACCUAUCUGAUCAUCUUUAUCCAGUUCAACUCGAUGGUACCGGCCGAGAAGGGCGAUAUUCAUCAGACCCGCAAGCACAGUAUGCCCAACGAUUAA
This is a messenger RNA of Anopheles maculipalpis, 1344 nucleotides long. RefSeq names its product gustatory receptor 23a (gene Gr23a). The record is from RefSeq and is a predicted model, not a curated record. The coding region runs from base 1 to 1344 and encodes 447 amino acids. Gene Ontology annotation, cellular component: membrane; dendrite; neuronal cell body. The transcript has 2 exons. Gene Ontology annotation, biological process: sensory perception of taste. NCBI's taxonomy places the organism in Eukaryota, Metazoa, Arthropoda, Insecta, Diptera, Culicidae.